AUGAAAUUGAACCUCUUUCUUUUCUUCAGCGGACUUGGUCUUGUCUCCUCGCAAAAUGCGCACCAAGGACGCAAAACUAUCAAAGCUAUAAACUGCAAUGACAACUCCAGAGCGCCUCGCUGUCAGGUUGAACUUGAGAUCGAUGUCGAGUCCAACGAUGACAUUGACUUCACUUUGCCCAAUGGUAAGAAAAUCUCUUAUAAGAAGAAACCCAGCAAAGUCGAAGGUUGGGCUGGAGAGUCCCCGGCUGGUGGCGCAGCGAACAUUAUCAGCAGCGACAAUGGCUUCUUUGGUUCUCUUGUGGACAUGGAAGACGGAGCAUGGACUGUCUGCCAGUUGAGACGGGAUUUCGCUGGCAGCCAGGUGAUUGAUUGCAAACCAGGCAGCGACUAUCCUGAUUCUGAAGAUUCUGAAGAUGCGGAAGUAGAAGUCUCUCCAGCUAGCCGCAUGUUAACUGACAACAACAAGGUCCGGCAGGUUUUACAGGAAGGGCGAUCUCUACAAAUCACACCCGUCAUUGAUAUUAUGGUUUUAUGGACUAGGGAUGCUGAAUGCAAUGCGUCUGGCAUGGCCGGAGGAUGCACUACUACUUCCACCACGGAGCAAAACAUGCGAGGCCUAAUUAAUUUGGCAUUUUCGGAAACAAACACUGCCUUUACUAACUCUGGCAUUAAUGCCGAGGUUCGUCUGGUUCAUGCCUAUAGAACGAGCUAUACCGAGGAUAGUGUCGCACCUAAUGCUUUUGUACCAGCUCUAAAUGCUCUAGAAGCAGGUAUUGACGAUGGUAUGACGAACUCGAUUGCCUUGCGGGACGAGAAAUGCGCCGAUGCAGUUGCCAUGAUCAUUGAGGACGACACUCGCAUUUGUGGGCUUGCACGUCGCAGAACAAGUUCCCCCUACAUUCUUCCAAUAAAUAAAAUGGUUUCUAUCACACGUUGGGAUUGCGCCACGGGAGUCUAUACCUUUGCUCACGAGUUGGGCCACAAUUUCGGCUGCAUACAUGACAGGGGAGCUGAGAGCUCAUGUGAUACAUCCGCGUUUUCCAACACCAACUUUGCGUACCAAGAACCCACUGCAGAGUUCCGUACCAUCGUGUCAACUAACUGUGAUUCUGAUCGAUGCGGCAGCAAUCCUUUGAGCGCCUGCGCCAGGAUUCAAUACUUCUCCAAUUCUGGUUUUGCCAGUUUUGGCGGCAAAGCUACUGGGAAUGCGAACAAUAAUAAUGCUGCGCAAAUCAACAAUGCAGCUCCCAUUGUUGCAGACUACAACACUUGUGCCCCGUCUGCAGCUCCCAGUGAUGCUCCAAGUGGUGCUCCAAGUGAAAGCUUUAAGCCCAGUGCUGUUCCAAGUGAAAGUAUUGCACCAAGUGGUUCUCCAAGUGAAAGCAAUUCUCCCAGCGGUGCUCCAAGUCAAAGCUUUAAGCCCAGUGCUGUUCCAAGUGAAAGCAUGUCUCCCAGUUCUGUUCCGAGUAAGAGCAUUUCUCCCAGCGGUGCUCCAAGUGAAAGUAUUGCACCAAGUGGUUCUCCAAGUGAAAGCAUGUCUCCCAGUUCUGUUCCAAGUCAAAGCUUUAAGCCCAGUAGCUCUACGACUGAAAGCAUGUCUCCCAGUUCUGUUCCGAGUAAGAGCAGUUCUCCCAGUGCUGCUCCAUCCGAAAGUAUGGCACCAAGUGGCUCCCCAAGUGAAAGCAAUUCUCCCAGUUCAAAUCCGAGUGAGAGCAUUUCGCCCAGUGCUUUUCCAAGUGAAAGCGAAUCUCCCAGUGUUGUUCCCACUGGAUCUGAACAACCAAGCUUGAGCAAAUCUCCCAGUACAGCUCCGAGUGGAAGUAGUUCACCCAGUGGUGCUCCAACUAUGAACCUAGUUGCAAGCGCAGCUCCAAGCAAAACACCACCAUUGUCCGCUGCUGGUGGUGGUGGCGGCGGCGGCGGCGGAGGUGGAAACAAGCCAAGAGGGCCUUGGGGGAGCGAUCCAAACCAAAUAAAGUCGCCCGCUCCUUCUAUUGGGUCACCAUCCGAGUCGCCUUCUACCGCUCCUUCAUCCACAACAGGAAGAGGAGGAGAAGAAGGAGGAGAAGUCCUAGCCCCGCCACCAACAAUGAACCAGGCCAGACCGGCCAAAGCUCCCAAGAUGAACAAAAAAGCAAAAUCUCCAGGAAGCAAUAAACGUGCCAAGAAGCUGCAGGAAUCCAGAAAGGGAGCAAAGAGAAGAUUCUAA
Cylindrotheca closterium is the source of this 2211-nucleotide messenger RNA. The record is from the annotation of a GenBank genome assembly. NCBI's taxonomy places the organism in Eukaryota, Bacillariophyta, Bacillariophyceae, Bacillariales, Bacillariaceae.